AUGUAUAAAUAUAGCUAAGUAUUUAUUUUUUAUUUCAGAAGUAGGUUAUCUGUUAACCUAGUUAUUAAACAAUACUAAAGCAGUCCAAAUAGGGCUAUAUAACUAUAUUAAAUUAAUUUAUAUAUCAAGUUAAGACUUAUAAUAAAUAGUUUCAAUAAGUACCUAGGUACAUAAUAUUCAUUUAGAAUUAUGAAUACUAGUAAAUCAAAGUCCAAUAAGGGUUCACGUAUGUCUACAAGAGAUUCUUACACUGAGGAGGGCAUUAGAAAGGCAAUUGAAGAAGUAAAAAGUGGUGAAAGAACUGCUUCAGAGGCAUCCAAGUUGUACAAUAUCCCGCGCACCACAUUGAGGGACAAAAUAAGUGGUAAAGCGCCUGUUGUAAAAAAGAUGGGCCCACAAACCAACCUCACUGAAGCAGAAGAAAAUGUUUUGGUGAAUUUUAUUGUUAGCGCACAGAAACGUGCCCACCCUGUUACCAAAGAAACCAUUAUGUCAUUGGUAACUAGUCUUCUUUCGGAUGAAAGGUUACUUAUGGAAGUAAAUAGAGACCGUCCCUUUCAAUUUGGAAGAUCAGGGACUCGACAGCCAGGGAAUAAAUGGUAUAAGCUAUUCCUGUCGAAGCAUCCUAACAUAGUUGCUCGCAUGACUGAAUCAUUAAGUGCGAAUAGAAGAAAUGUCUCACAAGCUGUCAUACAACAAUGGUUUGCUGAUUUAAAAUCGUACCUCUCUGAACAUGACCUUUUUGAAAUCCUUCAGGAACCCCAGCGUAAUUAUAACAUCGACGAGUCGGGGUUCCAGUUUUCACCCAAGGUUUCCAAAGUUUUAGCUGCUAAGGGUUCUAAAAAUGUACCGUAUGCGACAUCUUCAAAAGAAAAGGAAAGAAUCACUGUUCUAGCUAACGUUGGUGCCGAUGGCUCUCUCCCUCCACCGCUUAUAAUUUAUCCUAACCUUCGUAUUCCUAUGAAUGUAUACGAAGCCAUUCCAUCCAGUUUAUUUGCAAUCGGAAAGAGUGAAUCGGGAUAUAUUAACCAUCAGGUGCUUUAUGAGUAUCUCACUAAUGCAUUUGACCAAUGGUUAACUCAACAUAAUAUACAAAGACCAGUUAUAGUUUGGUCCGACAAACAUGAAUCGAGGCUGCAAUUUCAUUUAGUUAAAACCUUAGCAGACCUGCAAAUAAUGCUUAUAUUGAUCCCACCAAACUGUACCCAUUUCAUGCAGCCUUUGGACGUAGGAUUGUUUGGCCCUAUGAAAAAUGAAUGGGCUAAGUGUGUGAAUAGGUUCAGGGCUGCCAACCCAAAUGAAUACGUUACCAAAGAGUCCUUUGCAGGAAUGUUCCUGCCAGUGCACACAAGGGUCAUGAGUAGAGAGAAAAUAGUAAAAUCCUUUAAAAAAUGUGGCAUACAGCCAUUUGAUCAAGACGCUCCUGAUUAUACCAAGCUCACUCUUGAAGAAACCCACUCCGGAAACAGUCGAAUAUUUGAAGGAGUGCUUCAAGACGGUCGUGUUGAAGCUUCCACUCAAGUUGAAAAUUUUUUUCAUGUCAAUGUUGCGACACAGACAUCCUCUGACAUCAUCUUGUCUGGUAACACAAGUACUAGCACGAUGGAAGGACUGGGAGCAGGCCCAAACAUUCACCUGAUAACAAAAUCAUUUGAUGACUUUGUCAUCGAUUCGCCACGAUUUGAUUCACUCAGAAUGGUGAAGAGGCAAAAUUGGUUCCAAUAUGUCUUUGAUCGAAAUCAUCGCCAAGAGGAUGCACCAGCUGUUGAUUCCCUUGUUGUUUCCCCUGUUCAUUCACCUAGUAUUCAUUCUAGUUCAGAUGCACAGUGUUCCUCAAUGUCAGCCCCUCCAAACAGGACUAGGCCUAUGUUGGUAGAACCUCAAAGACAAGCAAGACCACCUGCGAUUAGUCCUGCUCUUAAAAAUCAUAAGUGGUUCCCUUCUCCAAAAAAAGCUAUCGGAAAGGUUCGUACAGUGGCUCAAGAACUUCAUGCCACAUCUGUAGUGACUUCAGAUAAAGUUGUCUCAAUGCUAGAAGGUAUUAGGCUUGAAAAAAAAACAAGAACAAGCAAAAGAGGAAAGAAAAACGAAGCGCUUAGUUGCUGAAUUAGCUAAACGCAACAAGCCAAGUGUUCCAGCUAAAAGAAAGUUGCUGCCAGCAACAAAAAUGGCAAAGAAGAAACCAAAAAAAUUUUCCAUUACAUAAAAAAAUUAUUCAACAAUUAUUUAAAUAUAUUUUUAAUACCAAAUAACUAAAAAAAAGAACUCAUUUUUUAAAAAGUCUGAGGGUGGCGAACACUGGAACAGGUUCAAAAAAUUGCCUGGCGAACACGGGGACCGUUCCAGUGUCCGCCACUUUCAACUUGCGGGGGCUAUAGCCCCCUUAUUAAUUAUCGGAGGUCAUUCGUUCUAAGUACAGCGUAUAGCCCAACUAUCCAUCUGUACGAUAAAUAUUUAAGAUCAAUCAUUUAUUGAAAAACGAGUGAGAAAAAAAUAUUUUAGUGGGGCAGGGUAGAAAAAAGUGGCGAAUA
This is a messenger RNA of Hydra vulgaris (swiftwater hydra), 2531 nucleotides long. RefSeq lists its product as uncharacterized. NCBI's taxonomy places the organism in Eukaryota, Metazoa, Cnidaria, Hydrozoa, Anthoathecata, Hydridae. The record is from RefSeq and is a predicted model, not a curated record. Gene Ontology annotation, molecular function: DNA binding. Gene Ontology annotation, cellular component: nucleus.